AAUCACAAACCCAUCGGAGAAAAUGAAAACGCGGAGAGACAAUACAGAGGUGGGCGUCAGACAGGCCCACCGAACUGCCAGAAAAGUAGAACCUUCAAAAGUUUGAAAUACAGAGAUUGUCAUUUGAACUGAUUGUUUUCUGACAUCAUUUCAUUGAUACCAGUCAUUUGUUUGAACGACACUCCGCAUUUAUACUGCUGUAGUCAAGUACAAAUCAGCAUGUGUAGUUAUGCAUCUAAACGUGCACUGAUUAAGCACUGAGGCGCUGUAGUAACAGCGUGUGUAAAAGCGUCGUUAUGCCCUGUGUGCAACACAAAUACAUGCUGAAGUACCUUGAGUCUCUCAAUGGGAUCAGCUGCGUAUGUAAAUUGCUCCACAGCUCUGUUUCUGGGCGAAUCCGUUCCGUUUUGCUUGAAUCCGCCUCUCCGUGCUCGUUCGUAUUGACGCACUUAAAGACUCUUCCCUCAACCUUAAGGCGAGCGGCAGCGACCAAUCACCAAGCCAUUACAGGCUUCAGAGGAAACUGUUUAUGUGACUCCAGAGCUAAUUAGGCUCAUGAACUAACAAAUCGCUAGCACAACUGGUGAGGAACCGAUCACAUUCAUGGAUUGUCUGGAGAAGUCGGCCACCUCUCUCACGAUGUGUUGAGCUGUGUGCUUUUGAAAGAUUUUUUUUUUACCAUUUCUUUAGCUGCCACUAACUUGUCUCUUGCUGACAAAACUUUGGUCUUGGGUGUGGAGUAUUUUUAGUGCUAACGCGUGUGCCGUUUUCACUUAAACUGGGGAAUCUUGACUGGUGAACCAUGUUUCAACCCACACCGAAGAGGUGUUUUACCAUAGAGUCUUUGGUAGCGAAGGAUAAUCCUUUGCCAGCGUCGAGAUCCGAGGAGCCCAUACGACCAGCGGCGCUCAGCUAUGCAAACUCAAGCCAGAUGAAUCCAUUUUUAAACGGCUUUCAUUCCAGCGGCAGGGGCGUCUACUCAAACCCGGACUUGGUGUUCGCUGAGGCUGUUUCACAUCCUCCCAACUCCGCCGUCCCAGUCCAUUCAGUACCUCCUCCUCAUGCUUUGGCUGCUCACCCACUGUCGUCCUCGCACAGUCCGCACCCUCUUUUCGCAAGCCAGCAAAGGGACCCUUCAACUUUUUACCCGUGGUUGAUACAUAGAUAUAGAUACUUGGGUCACAGAUUUCAAGGAAACGAAACGAGUCCGGAAAGCUUCCUAUUGCACAAUGCAUUGGCAAGAAAGCCCAAAAGGAUUCGUACAGCUUUUUCACCAUCACAGCUACUACGGCUUGAACAUGCUUUCGAAAAAAAUCAUUACGUCGUCGGUGCAGAACGAAAACAGCUCGCUCACAGCCUUAGCCUCACAGAAACUCAGGUAAAAGUUUGGUUUCAGAAUCGAAGGACGAAGUUCAAGCGUCAGAAACUGGAGGAGGAAGGGUCGGAUUCACAACAGAAAAAGAAAGGAACUCAUCACAUAAACCGAUGGAGACUGGCCACAAAACAAGGAAGCCCUGAGGAAAUUGACGUCACCUCAGACGAUUAAAAAGACUUAAACUGUUCGAACCCGGGACAGCGGCGUGGCUUGAAGGAUGUCACGGAUAAGGAUGCUGUGUACUGACAGAGGGAGAGGGUAAAGCCAAUAUCACAUUUUGAUUCUUCGAGAUCGGCAGCUUGAGGGUGAGAGAUCCUGUUGGUGGCACUGCUGUCACUACAAGGGAACUGUCAAUAAUUUUCACGUUGCCAAGGCAAGGUGAUUGACAGGUAUUACAUGCAGCCCCCCGCCCCCAUCACCACACUACCCGCACCACCUCAUCACCACUAUUACAAAACAUAGCUCAAAUGCGCAUAGGACAUUUGCACUUCUGAGGGGUUUUUUCCUCUCGUUUUAUUUUUUCAAGACGUGAACCUUCCACAUCAAGAUACCAAAAUAUACAGCUGUUUUUGUAAAACUUGAAUUGCAUGGUAGAGCAAUGGAUUUUUGGUAGGUUAAUUAAUUUGACCUUUUUCAAAGUAAAUUUGUUUUGAUUCGAUUUUUAAUCUGAGAAAUGUUGUGUGCUUCUUCCUUUUUUUUUUACAACAGUGUGCAGUCUUUGAAUUUAUGAUUCUCGUGUUAAAGUGAUUGUGAAAACAAUAUGAAGUAGCAGUGCUGCGUUAUAGUGUUUUUAAGAAGUAAAACCAAUUUAAAACCAGAUUAUUAAAAAAAAAACUUUAUUCAAGUUUACCACAUACAAUAGUAAUUAUAAUGAAAAUUCUCCAUGACAUUCCUUAAAAUUUAAGCUUUACCAUGACUCCGUAAUCUUGGUGCGAAUAUAUGAUCGGGACUCGCCCCUCCUCUAAAGAGUUGCCUCGAAGGAUUAAUGCAAGAAUUGACGGCCGCCUAGGCAGCAAAACUUCAAGCACUGAGCGUAUUCCAUGUAUAGAGAUACUAAAAGCUAAUGUUUAUGUUAAAUCGUCUUUUACAAGAAUGUAAAUAAUUUUGUGUUUGUGUUAAGUUUGCUACAAUUUUAACACAAAGUAUACUUCCAAGAAGUAUGUAAUUGUCAAUAUUUUGUCAAUAAAGUUUUAUCAA
Megalobrama amblycephala (Wuchang bream) is the source of this 2572-nucleotide messenger RNA. It is a transcript of the gene emx2, whose product is annotated as empty spiracles homeobox 2. Bases 803 to 1546 code for a protein of 247 amino acids. Gene Ontology annotation, molecular function: DNA binding; DNA-binding transcription factor activity, RNA polymerase II-specific. Lineage: Eukaryota; Metazoa; Chordata; Actinopteri; Cypriniformes; Xenocyprididae. The transcript is spliced from 3 exons. Gene Ontology annotation, biological process: regulation of DNA-templated transcription; central nervous system development; neuron differentiation. The record is from RefSeq and is a predicted model, not a curated record.